Messenger RNA from Dermacentor silvarum, 7702 nucleotides. RefSeq lists its product as uncharacterized. The transcript is spliced from 49 exons. The record is from RefSeq and is a predicted model, not a curated record. Gene Ontology annotation, molecular function: acyltransferase activity, transferring groups other than amino-acyl groups. NCBI's taxonomy places the organism in Eukaryota, Metazoa, Arthropoda, Arachnida, Ixodida, Ixodidae. Bases 455 to 7702 code for a protein of 2415 amino acids.
AUAACUUAGCGACACUACUUGCUCAUAGUCCGAACUCAUCUAACCGGUACCUUCGUCAUGCAAGUAUACACGAAUGAACGUUUCCUAUUGGAGCCCAGAAGAGGCGAACGUGCGGAGCAUAGGAUAAUGCUGGACCGAUGGUAGCGUCAUCGGCAUCGAGAAGGGCUGCUAGAGUUUCUCUUCAAUACCUCCAGAGAAGGGCGGCAUCCGACUGCCUUCACGAUCGAGUCACUUCCUUAGCGCCAGUCAAGAUGUUCGCCACGUUGAAGGAACUCUGUCUUCGCUGACUGUGCAUUUCCUAAGCGAAAGUGGGACGCCGUGUGACGAUGGUUCAAAGCUAGUGACUGUGCUUACACACAGAGGUGAACAGAUUGGAAGAUUGAAGGGCUGUGUUACACAAACGUUCUUGGUAUUUACUUUGCAAUAAGCAACCAACAACCAACAACCGACGAAAAUGCAUCCGACAGUGUGUCUAGUCAUGGCCCUAGCCCUCGUGGACCGGACGUGGUUCAACUCACCAUUCGUCAGCGGAGAAGAGACGGCAACGAAAAGCCUGGAAGCAGAGUUGAUGAAUGUCGGCGGCGUGCUCAUGAAGAAACUGAUGCCAGUGGCGUCGGAACUCGCCACCAGCCCCGAGCUGAGCACCGCAUGCGCUGGCAGCCUAUUCAAGAUCAUCAAAGCUACGAAAACGAGAGAACCAUGGGUGAUACGGAUGAUCCUGGCUAAUGGAUUGCUUCCGAACAAUAUCCUCGAGGGAAGUCUUAUCAGCCUUGGAGGCUACGAACAGUGCCUCAAGACCAGGGUGUUCAACUCGGAGGGCGAGUUAACACACAAGGGACAGUAUUGCAGCCUCUUCGUCUACCCCCCCUGGUCACUCCUCGAGACUCUCGUGAAGAAGUUUCAGGCUGUUGGCGAAUUUUCAGGCAGGGUGAACCCCCUCACGAUCACCACAAAUGCAAAGAUAGGAAAGAAAGCGUUGCGUAUUGGACUUUGUACGCUCGAUGCUUGCUCCGAGAAAGAAGUCGACUUCCUAGCUGCUGGAGUUUUCCAGCAAUACGGCGCAAACACAACGGUCACCGGCUGCCGAACAGACAAUCCAAAGGAGUUGACGAAACUUCAAUAUGCUUCAAUAUAUUACUUGAGCAUCCUUGGACUUGUCGUUCUUGUAGGAACGCUUAUUGAAUGGAUCGUGCUGAAGCUCCCGGCGCCGGACAUGGAAGCCAGUCUGUCACGCAUCUGGGGGCCGUUCAAAGUGUUCCUGUACUUCUCUGCAAUCAGCAACACAAAACGCCUUCUGAAGACCACAGCGAGAAAAGAAAACGAAAACCUGAUUUUUAUCAGCGGUUUCAAGAUAUUCCUCAUUUUCUGGGUCAUCUACGCCCAUUGCUACGUCUUGAUACAGCCAGAGUUUGCGCGGAGCCCGUUUGUCUUCGUAGACCUGUCAGCGAAAGUUUUCUUUCAGUUGAUGCUCAAUGGUCUCCUCAGUGUGUCUACGUUUUUAUUCCUAAGUGGAUUUGUGAUGUCAUACUUAAUGCUCCAGUCUCACGCAGUAGUUCGCAAGCAAAAUCCGAUAGCUGUUUACGUCAUAGCCUCAGUUCGGCGGUACAUCAGGCUGAUGCUGCCCAUCGUAUCUGUGGUGAUGGCAUGCUUCCUUCUGCCGCACUUUGCCGACGGCCCCGCAAACCACGAACUCUUGCAGCAGCAGGUUGACGGGUGCAUCAACCGUUGGUGGGCGGUGUUGCUCAGUUUCAACAACUUCUACCCCGUCGACAAGAUGUGCAUGAUUCACCUGUGGUACGUGAGCACCGAUGUUCAAAUAUUCCUCGUGAUAGCAUUUCCGCUCACCAUCCUUUUUGUCUGGCACCCCAAGUUCGCCCUUUUGGUCUCAUGCGUCGUUUCUCUGGUAUUCUGCAUUUUGGUAUCGCUACAAACUCACUUUUGGCACCUGCUUUACUCCGGGACGACAGCCUCCAAUGAUGUCGUGCGCCUUGUAGAAACUAUCGAGCUGAUCUACUUCCGACCCUUCACACAUGUUGCGACGUACGUUCUUGGCGUCGUUGUCGGAUACUUGGCGCUACAGUAUGGGAACGUGAAAAUUGGCCUGGUUAUGCAGCUAGCCCAGUGGAUCAUAUCACUGGCACUCACCGGCUUCGUGCUGUUCAUCACCCUGCCAUGGAAUCGAGGCCACCCGCCAGAUGAAAUCACGACUGCCGUUUACGCCGGUUUCCACCGUCUGGUCUGGUCACUGGGCCUCGUCUGGCCCACGUUUGCCUGCGCCACAGGUCGAGGAGGUUUGCUGAACACCUUUUUCUCAUGGAAACCAUUCUUGCCAUUGUCAAGGCUCGUCUACUCUGUCUACCUCGUUCAUGUGCCUCUUCUAUACCUUCGCAUGGGCAUUAUAAAAACGCACAUCAACAUGAACGAAUUCUUUCAGCUCAACACUGCUAUCGGCCUCUUCGGCAUGAGCUUGUUCCUGGCAUACCUUCUGUACCUGACCACGGAGGCCCCCGUGACACGAUUUGAGAGGCUGAUAUUCGAGGGAAAAAGGAAGGAUGCACUCCUGAACAGUGUCAAGAAGUCUGCAGCUGCUCCACCAUCUAAAAUGACCAUUGUUGAGGUCCAAACGAAAACGGUUCCUCUUAAAGACAAUUCUGACAAAAAACCAGAGAAGAGCCCCGAAAUUACGCUCACCAUGGAGGAACAUGUGAAGAAGCUGUAUAUGAAUGCAGGUGGCGUCGACAACCAUGCUUUCCAGACCGAAUCUGAAAAGUCGAAGCUCUUUGAAAAGCAGUGGUCGAAUAUUCAAAGAGACCUAACCGAUGUGUCCGACCUGCUACUAAAGAAGGUGUGGCCUCUAGCCUCUGAAGUGGCAGCUGACGGCAACGUCAGCGUGCCAUGCACAUCCGCCUUGUUGAAGAUGUUCUCCGCACUGAAGCGGCAGGAGCCAUGGCUCAUCAAGAUGGUCCUUGCCAAUGGCUUCAUGCCUAGCAACUUACUGGAAGGCGGAGUAGUGAGCCUUGGUGGCUACGAACAAUGCCUACACACCACAGCUCGUGGCACGAACAUCAAGGGCCAAUAUUGCUCGCUUUUCCUGCAACCACCUCGUCAUGUAAUGGAAGAUCUCGUUCGCCGCUUUAACCAAGAAGGAGACUUGCAGAUUCCAACUGUCUUAGUUUUACAGCAAUACGGAAUUCAGGCCUCCGUGAAAGGGUGCAGGUCCGGUGAAGCGAAAACGUGGACUUGGGCACAGGUGUUUUCAGUGACGAUUCUUUCAACACUCGUCGGUCUGGUGCUUGUGGCCACUGCAAUCGAAAAGUGGAGCACGGACCACAAGUGCUUGUCAGGGCCAUUACUGAAGAUGGUAAUCAUUUUCUCCGCAAUAUCGAAUACGAGAGCGCUCCUGAAGACAGAAAAUACCGGGCUCAAUCAAUCCCUCCUAUUUUUGAGUGGCCUGAAAGUAUUUUGUGCCUACUGGGUUUUGCUAGACCACGAGUACAUCGCCCUUCAGGCAGAAUUUUUGCACAGCCCAUUUGAGUUGAUGCGACUGUCAUCGAAGCCUUGGUUUCAAUUUAUCACCAACGGUGUCUUAAGUGUAGCGACGUUUUUCUUCAUGAGUGGUUUUGCCUUGUCUUUCUCCAUGGCUGGCUCACGUCCAACCAUCCGCUCGUUUGCUGUGGCGAUCGCUCGUAGGUACAUAAGGUUGACCUGUCCAGUGUUGGUGGUUGUGCUCAUGGCGUUCCUCUUGCCGCUCAUUGCCGACGGCCCUGCGGAUUCGGAACUGCUGCUGCAGCAGUUGAGCGGCUGCUACACCAACUGGUGGGCCUUACUGGUGCACGUUAACGACUUCAUGCCUCGGGACCAAAUGUGCCUCACCCACCUUUGGUACGUCGCUGCUGAUAUGCAGAUAUUUGUAGCUGUCGCCCUCCCGCUGGUGGUGCUUCUGAAUAGGAACAAAAAAUUCGGAUUUGCGCUGGCUUUCGUGACAUGUGCAGCGUUCUCAAGUUUAGUUGCGGCGCAAACUUACCUCUGGAAUCUGUUCCAUGGAAUAACCUUCGGAAACAGUGAUGUCAGACGAUUUUCGGACACGCUGGAAUACGUUCAUUUCAAGCCGUUUGUCCACAUCCCAACGUACGUCUGCGGUACGGUGUGUGGCUUUCUCGCCAACAAAAUGAAAGGAAAACUACUGCACAAGAGAACGGAAGCCCUACUUUGGCUUCUGUCCGGCUGUCUCCUCUCCUCGGUUAUGUUUGUGACGAUUCCGUGGAAUGGAGGUCAUUUCCCCGCUGACUCUAUUAUUGCCCUGUACGGAGGCUUCCACAGACUUGCCUGGGCACUGGGUAUUUCUUGGCCAUUCAUUGCCUGUGCAACUGGAAAAGGAGGUGUCCUUUAUGAAUUCCUGGCAUGGAAGGCGUUGCUAGUGCUGUCCAGGCUCACCUAUGGAAUUUAUCUCACGCACCUUCUCUUUAAUCUGCUACGCAUGGCCAAUACAAAGACACCGAUAAAUGUGGACGAGUUCUUGCAGCUGAGGAAUUCCAUUGGAACGUUUGGCCUCAGCGUUGCGUUGGCGUACGUGCUGUACAUAAUUUGCGAAGGCCCAACACAGCAGAUAGAAAAAGUUCUCUUCAGGAAGACCGCGACCCCUCGUGCUACAGCUUCUCCUCAAGAAAAUGAAACUGCAACAAAACCAUCCUCUGAUGUUGUCAUCAAUGCAGCAAGCACGAUGAACUGGAUAGGCAGCAACAGGCUACCGCUGCUUGGAUAUGUGGUCGUCCACCUUGUCUCUGCCGCUGAAGGCGUCUAUGAGACCACAACUAUCGUGGCUGGAGCACCAACGGCCAGCGAGGUACCCACGCGUAGCUUCGAGGCCGAUAUGGACGAUGCCCUCACUCUGCUUUCCCGGAAAGCACUACCACUGGUCUCGGAGUUGUUGACGAGUGGGGAGCUCGGCGCUGCCUGUUCCUCGAGUCUCAUCAAGCUCUUCCUGCAUCUAAGGCUCAAGGAACCAUGGGCGAUCCGCAUGGUGACCGCCAAUGGCCUGGUGCCGACCAACCUGCUCGAGGGCAGUCUGGUGAGCUUGGGAGGCUACGAGCAGUGUCUGAAGACCCGCUUUUAUGACUACCAGGGCGAGCUACUCUUCAAAGGACGCUACUGCUCGCUCUUUGCCCAAAUGCCCAAGGAUGCCAUGCGCAGCCUCGUGGAGCGCUUCCAAACCGCCGGCAUGCUACGCGGGCGGAAGGAUCCACUGACUGCGACUAUGGGCACCGGUUUUCACAGCAUCGACUUUAGAGUUGGGAUAUGCCUGCCCUCACUGUGCUCACGCUUUGAAAUAGAUUAUCUCUUUAGUUCAAUUAUGAAGCUAUACGGAGUGAAUGCCACGGUUCGCGGGUGCAGAACUGAUGAUCCAAAGUCCUUAACUAUGCUGCAGGCCUGCUGCAUCGCGCUCUUCUGCUCUCUAGCACUACUUUUAUGCGUUGGAACAAUCGCAGAGUGGUAUUUGAAGCCAUUAGGUCCCACGAAACCCAGUAAAAAGUCUGAAGCUUAUCUCGUCAAGGUUUUGUGCUGGUUCUCUGUCAUUUCGAACACCCAACGCCUCUUCAAUGUCAGCCAAUAUGAAGGAACACCACGCGAGAAUUUGCUCUUCUUCAGCGGAGCCAAGUUGAUCCUGUGCUUCUGGGUGGUCUUCUUUCACUCCUACACGCUGAUUCAACCCGAGUUCUACCAUUCCGGCUUCAAGAUAUUUGACUUGGGAGACAGGGUGUAUUUCCAGUUAAUAACAAAUGCAUUCUUGUCAAUUUCCAGCCUCUUCUUCAUUCAAGGAUUUACGUUUUCGUACCUCGCUAAUGUGGACAACGAAGGGCUUCCUCCAACAAAGUGCUUGCGUUCCUAUUUGCUGAUUCUUGUUCAUCGAUACAUCAGACUGACUGUCCCCGUUGUGAUUGUGGUGUUGUUCGCAUUUCUGCUACCCAUCAUGGGGGAAGGGCCCGCCGACCAAGAGCUGUUUUCGAAACAGAUCGGCAGGUGUGCAGAAAACUGGUGGACGCUGAUCACGCAUACGAACAACUUCAACGCGCUCAAUGAAACCUGUUUAGUACACCUUUGGUACGUCAGCACAGAGAUGCAGCUCUUCACCCUCACACUGCCAUUCACCAUGCUUCUGCCAAGGUUUCCCAAAACAACUGUGACCGUGCUGGUGUUGGCUGGAGUUACUUGCAGCACUUACACGGCCUUCCGUACAUUCUUUUCGAAUCUGCUUUACGGCAUGACAACUGGCACGAACGAUGGACGGCGCAUCUUCAAAACUCUAGAGCUGAUUUAUUUUAGACCAAUAACCCAUGUGGCGACGUAUGUAAGUGGAAUCCUGGCAGGGUACACCGCUGUGAAAUACAAGGAAGUCACUAUAUCUCGUAUCACGCAAGCAUUGCUCUGGCUGCUGUCAGCCGCAGCUGUGUGCUUCGUUUUAUUCGUCACAUUGCCAUGGAAUCGAGGGCACUUGCCGGACCCUAUCACCAAUGCGAUAUACGGAGGAUACCACCGGCUCCUAUGGUCACUGUCACUGUGCUGGCCGGCUUACGCCUGCGCUACGGGCUACGGAGGCAUGAUAGCCCGCAUGUCAUCGUGGAAAGGGUUCGUGCCGCUUGCAAGGCUCACGUACGGCGUGUACCUUCUUCAAGGAGUGUUCCUUCUUCUCCGGAUGGCGCUGGUAAAGACACGCUUCAACUUGGACGACUUUUUCCAGCUUACGAACACCCUGGGAAUCAUAGGCAUCAGCUACUACUUCGCAUACCUGCUCUUUCUUCUGUGUGAUGCUCCCAUCGAAAAUUUUUACGAGCAUGUUACUCGCAACAAAAUUCCUGAAAUUCCACAACCUACAGUACCCAAUUCCAGGCCAUUGCAGACAAGUGACCAAAUCCGACGACUCCGACCACGUGUAACUUUCCUCCUCGGAGUCAUCCUGAGCAUCGUAGGCUGCUUCCUGACGGGUUAUCUCACGUACAAAUGGGAUCUGUUAUUUUCUCUUACUCCUGGAACUUCAGACAUAGGCAAGAUUCUGGACACAGCCGAAUACAUCCACUUUAAGCCCUUUGCCCAUGUGCCUAGUUACAUGAGUGGAAUGUUGUGCGGCUACCUUACCGUACGCUACAGGAAUGCGAAAAUUUCGAAGCUCACGCAGGGCUGUGCAUGGUUUGCAUCGGUCGUGCUGAGUGUGGUCGUCAUCUACGUGCCCACGCCAUGGAAUCGAGGCCACAUGCCCACGAGAAUGGUCACUGCGUUGUACGCCGGCCUCCACCGUAUCGUCUGGUCUCUACCUUUCUGGUGGUUACACUACGCCUGCGUCACCGGACGUGGAGGGUCACUAAAUGCUUUCCUGUCCUCAAGAAUCUUCCAAGUGCUUGGACGGCUUGUGUAUGGCACGUAUUUAAUUCACUUCCCUUUGCUGAUAGUCCGCAUCGGAAUCAUCAAGACACCCCUUCAAGCCGAGGAAUUUUUCCAGACGUUGGAAUUUAUUGGCAUCACCGUGCUGAGCAUGACGCUCGCGUUGCUCCUGAACGUCACGUGCGAGUCCCCCAUCGAUGCACUGGACAGAAUGCUUUUUCGCGCCGUCGACACGCGAAUUGUAAAAGAACUCAACAACACGGCGGACGCGAAGAAGCCGCCACUGCCGGAGAUCAUCGAGAACAACCACGAAAAGUCUCGUCUGUAA